This is a messenger RNA of Lotus japonicus, 1924 nucleotides long. RefSeq names its product putative recombination initiation defects 3. Gene Ontology annotation, biological process: microsporogenesis; chromosome organization involved in meiotic cell cycle; embryo sac development. The transcript has 14 exons. Gene Ontology annotation, cellular component: nucleus. NCBI's taxonomy places the organism in Eukaryota, Viridiplantae, Streptophyta, Magnoliopsida, Fabales, Fabaceae. Bases 238 to 1605 code for a protein of 455 amino acids. The record is from RefSeq and is a predicted model, not a curated record.
UUGACCCGUAUUAGCUGGAUAGUUUAGGAAGAUGUGUCUCCGAAAAUUCAAAUCUCAAGCAACGAUCUCAAAUAUUUAAAUCCCCGUUCAAUUCCCGCGCGCAUUUGUUUGCAGUGUGCGAGUUUCCAUCAUUCUUCCUUCUUCCACACAGAAAAAGCCUGCAACUCCUCUCUCGUACUCGCCACGCUUUCUCCGAUGACCUAAGACGCCGUUUCAUCUCCGAUUCUCAAACGCAAAAUGAAGAUCAACAAGGCCUGCGAUCUCUCCUCCAUCUCCGUCUUCCCCCCUCCUCCUCUACAUUCAAGGAGAUCGAACAAUGUAUCGAGCGGAAUGCAAGCUUCGCAGCAUCGCUCGCAACUGUCUCAGCAGUCAUUUUCUCAGGGGUUUUCAUCUCAGCAUGGAUUGUUGUCUAAUUUCUCUCAGAGCUCUCUUGAUGAGGCUGUCACGACGAAUGACCAGAGAAUGGGUUCCCAAGAAUAUGAGAACUCUUCGAAGAAAAUAUCUAGCUUGCCCCGACUUACGUAUUCGAGAGAAGAGAGUCAACCACCUAACUCGAGAUCUUCAGGAAAUCUCAUGGUCAAAUGGAAUUCUGCAGAUCCUAAAACAGGUCAGUUAAGUGAAGGACUUGAACACCGAAUUGGCAUGAUGGAAACUUCAUUGAGCAGGUUUGCAAUGAUCUUGGAUUCUGUUCAAAGUGACGUAAUGCAAGUAAACAAAGGAACAAAGGAAAUGAUUUUAGACAUGGAUUACAUAAGACAGAAGUUGAUUGCUCAGGAUAAUUCACUUCAGUUAAUGACUAAAGGACAAGAAGACAUUAAAGCAAGAAUCGACGGGAGCUUGAAAUCUGUCACUGAACAGUUGAGCCAGGUUACAAACAAUGAGAAGUUACAGGAAGUAUAUUUGAUGGUUUCAGCCUUUCCUCAGCUAUUUGAAGCCUCUCUGCGAAACGUACAAACUUAUCUUCAUAACACCACCAAAGAAAUGCAGGAAAUCUCUUGCAGUUUGAAGAACCUCAACCCAAAGAAUCUUGCACAGCCUAUUCUAUCGUCAAAGGAAAUCUCUGGUAGUUUAAAAAACCUCAACCCAAAGAAUCUUGCACAGCCUAUUCUAUCUUCAAAGAGUAUUAGCAAACAGGCUACCCCACCGAAAAUGCGUCAGCCUCCUGUUAGUGAAGUGAAGAUGAGGACACGAGCUGCUGCAGCUCCAAAGGUGAAAAUGGGAGGGUGGAUGUCAGUAAAAAAAGAGGUCACUUUUUCAGAUAGAAUAUCUGAGAAGGUGCAAAAGAAAAAAGAACCAUGCUCUGAGAAGAUUGUGAGGGGAGGACGAGACUGUGCAAUCGUCAUUGAAUCUGAUGAGGAGGACGGAGCUUUUUCCUGCUUGGUCGAAGAAAACGCAGUUCCUAUUCGCAGGUCUAAAAGGAACAAACAGUCUCCUUCUUAUCUUGAGGACUUUCAGUGCCGGCUUCUUAACUCUGUCCAGUCCACUUCAUUCUCUUCUUCAGACUUGUUCGGAAAUAUAACCAAGGAAGAGGAGGAAGAAACCCAGCGGAUUUUACAGAAAGCAAGAAGGCGUAAGAGGAAGUAUAAUAAUGUUAUAACCAUCUAAGAAGGUGCAAUUUGAUGCUUUCAGAUGCAGAAGGAACCCCCACCCACUUUUUCCUCCUCAAGGCACAAAAAAUCGUUAAAAGCUUCUUCAUUUGGUUUGCUUACUGGUUUAAUUAAGCUUUGUGGACUGCAUUUCCUUCAGUAGAAAGUGGUUCGUUCUUUCUAUCUUAAUAUGGGAAGACAUUCUAAUUUAGCGAAAGCUUAGUGCUUACGUAGGUUCAUUCUUUUUUCAGCUCCUUGUUUUAUUACGUAGUUUUACUCAGGGCAAACAGAUAUAGAAAACUAGUAAUUCAUUUUAUGCAAAAAAAUGAAGUGUCAAA